Messenger RNA from Scleropages formosus (Asian bonytongue), 1051 nucleotides. RefSeq lists its product as uncharacterized. Gene Ontology annotation, biological process: response to bacterium. Lineage: Eukaryota; Metazoa; Chordata; Actinopteri; Osteoglossiformes; Osteoglossidae. The transcript is spliced from 6 exons. The record is from RefSeq and is a predicted model, not a curated record. The coding region runs from base 17 to 1051 and encodes 344 amino acids.
UGGACGUACAGAGACGAUGAGGCUCUCUUUUCUUCUUAUAUUUUCUUGUACCACAGUUGCUAAUGAUAUUUUGCAGCCUGAACUAAUAACAGCAGAGCUGGGACACAGUGUGACUCUUACAUGCUUCUCAAGAAAGGAUGAAGUAACCUACACUGCCUGGUUCAAGCAGCAGGCUGUCCAGAAACCUCGGAUCAUGGCGAAAGCAUUUUCCUAUUCACAAACUCUCAAAGUACAGGGAGAGUUCAAAAACAUGACGCGUUUCUCCUUCCAGUGGAGAGCAGCAAGUUUUAAUCUAACUAUUGCGAACAUUGAGCCGUCUGAUUCAGCAGUGUAUUACUGUGCUACAAUGUCAUUCAAUGAGAUCAGCUUUGGAGAUGGAACCGUCCUCAUACUCACAGAUUAUAACAGACGGACUGUGGUGCAGCAGCCUGUGUCAGACCCAGUGCGUCCAGGCGACUCGGUGACUCUGCAGUGUACAGUAGACAGUGAGACCUGUGCAGGAGAACACAGUGUUUACUGGUUCAGACACGGCUCAGGAGAAUCCCUUCCGGGACUCAUUUACACCCAUGGAAAGAGGAGCGAUGAGUGUGAGAAGAGCCCUGAGGCUGGGUCUCCUACACACAGCUGUGUCUACAGCCUCCCCAAGAGGAACCUCAGCCGCUCCGAUGCUGGGAUUUACUACUGUGCUGUGGCCACGUGUGGGAAUAUACUGUUCGGAAAUGGGACAAAGCUGAACAUAGACACAGGCCACUGGAAUUUGCCUCCUUCAGUUGUUCUUAGCUUGGUGAUAACAUUAGCUGUUAGCAUAUUUGCAAAUGCUGUCUUUGUCUGCACAAGAAAUAAUAACAUCUGUGGUCAACAUGCAGGUAAAUCAGUUCAGGAAAGCCAGUGUGAAAUCCUGAUGAGAGAACAGUCAAGCAAACAGUGCCAGGAUGUGGAUGUCGUGAAUUAUGUUGCCCUGAAUCUAAAGAACUCAAAAGCCAAGAGAAAGAAGAGGGAGACAACAAAAGACACUGUGUAUUCUGACCUUAAGGGCCCAGACUGGGAGUGA